ACCAUUUUUUUUGUUACUCUGCUUUUACGCAAACUUGGAUUAGCUAUGUCACACUCACUCUCUCCUCUCUUACCGGCUGCUCACGCCGGCAGCAUCUCCUCUCCAUCACCGCCGUCAUCACGGCCACAGACUCCUCCCAUCAUCCUCCCAGUUCCACAAACUAAUCGCAGGGCAAUUGUGGUGGGAUUAGGCAGUGUACUAUGGAGUUGGAACGCUCUGAACGGUAAGGAGGAGGCAAUGGCGGCAGCAAGACGGCCGCCUCCACCACCCGCCGUUGAGAAGAAGGAUCCGAAUGUGAGUGGAGUUCAGGCUAAGGUUUUAGCGAGCAAGAAGCGUAAAGAGGCAAUGAAGGCUUCCAUGUCUAAGCUUAGAGAGAGAGGCAAAUCUGUUGUUGAUGAAGAAAAACCAUCUUCAUCUUCUCCAUCUUCUCCUGUUGUUGUUAAAGAUGAGCCAACUCCUCCUUCUGCUGCUCCUGUUGUUGUUAAAGAUGAACCAACUCCUUCUGCUGCUCCUGUUGCUGUUGAAGCUGAACAACCUCUUUCUUCUGCUUCUGAUCAAUAGCAUCCAAGCAAAAAGGUCUAAACCUUUCUAGUUAUCUUCUCUACCAAAUUUUAUCCUAUCAUGUUAAUUCACACUACUGUACUUCAAUUUAUUAUUCACACUAUUAUCAGUAAUUUAUCACAGA
Molecule: messenger RNA, 685 nt
Organism: Raphanus sativus (radish)
Lineage: Eukaryota; Viridiplantae; Streptophyta; Magnoliopsida; Brassicales; Brassicaceae
Exons: 2
Coding region: 46-561 (171 amino acids)
Source: RefSeq, a predicted model, not a curated record